AUGUCUCAACAAGCACCAUACGUCACCCUUGAUGUCUUCACCUCCGAACGCUUCAAAGGCAACCCCCUCGCAGUAGUCGACAUCAGCAACAUCAAUCUAACCCACCAACGCAAACAGCAAAUUGCUCGCGAAUUCAACUUCUCCGAGACGGUCUUUCUGCACCAUGAACCAGGCCAGAAUCCCCGGGCGGAGAUCUUCACCCCCGUGAAUGAGAUGGAAUUCGCCGGCCAUCCUGUCAUCGGGACUGGCCAUCUUCUAUUUAAGGAUAUUUUUGCUGGACAGAAGAGUCUGACGCUGGAGACCAAGGCUGGGCCGGUGGAGAUUGAGUAUGAUGGGCAGAAGGUUGUGUCUGCGGGUGUUCCGCAUAAUAUCCAUGUCCAUGAGAGGGAAGCACCGGUUGCUGCGCUUGCGAGUGUUCAGGAUGUAUUGAGUGCUUCUGAUAUCAAUGGGACAUAUCCUACCGUGUCGAUUGUCAAGGGAGUCACAUACGUCCUGGCUGAUCUGACAGAGCGACCGGAUGUUUUCUCCAACAUUGCAGCUGGUGCAAGUCCAACCGUCGAUCUGGAUGACGGCUGGAGCCCAUCAUUCGUGGGAACCAUGUACUAUCGUCAGCUUGAGUCUCGCACAGAGGGAGAUCCAGCUAUCUGGAAUCUCCGCGUCAGAAUGAUUGCCAUCAACUUGGAAGAUCCAGCAUGUGGCAGUGGAUCGUGUGCAUUGGGUGCGUUCCUCGCUCUACGAAAUGGACAGCAGAAACAUCGGUUUUACAUCGAUCAAGGACUGGAAAUGGGGAGAGACAGCCAUAUCAUCGUGGAUAUCGAGCUGAAUGCGGCCAGGAAUGGAGUGGAGAGAAUCAAACUGGCUGGUCCUGCAGCGUUUGUGGCCGAGGGAAAGAUGUCUGUUGAUUGA
This is a messenger RNA of Aspergillus wentii DTO 134E9, 906 nucleotides long. Its product is annotated as PhzF family phenazine biosynthesis protein. The coding region runs from base 1 to 906 and encodes 301 amino acids. Gene Ontology annotation, molecular function: isomerase activity. Gene Ontology annotation, biological process: biosynthetic process. Gene Ontology annotation, cellular component: cytoplasm. The record is from RefSeq and is a predicted model, not a curated record. The transcript is spliced from 3 exons. Lineage: Eukaryota; Fungi; Ascomycota; Eurotiomycetes; Eurotiales; Aspergillaceae.